AUGUUUGAUAAACUUCUCAAAAAACGACCGCAGGACCUCUAUGCGAAUAGCGAGGCUACUGCUAGGGAGUCGACCUCUACUGCUGAGCACGAGAAGGGCCCUAGCGAUAUGGUAGAUACUCCUAUCCCGCUCUUCACAGUGCGCUCCUUUAUUAUGGGCAUUUUUGUGUCUAUGGGAGGGUUUUUGUUCGGUUACGACACCGGUCAAAUCUCAGGUUUCCUUGAGAUGAAGAAUUUCCUAAGGCGCUAUGGUGAGCCAAGUGGAGAUGGAACCUAUCAUUUCACCAAUGUUCGCUCCGGUCUGAUCGUUGCCCUGUUAUCCAUCGGUACCUUGAUUGGAGCUCUCGUUGCAGCGCCGAUUGCUGAUCGUAUUGGACGUAAAUGGUCUAUCAGUGGAUGGUGUUCCAUACUCAUGAUCGGAGUUACUGUCCAGAUAUCAUCCCCGUCAGGCAAAUGGUACCAGUUCGCCAUGGGCCGUUGGGUAACCGGACUGGGAGUCGGGGCACUAUCUCUACUUGUGCCGAUGUACCAAGCCGAGUCAGGACCAAGACAUAUCCGAGGAUCGCUGAUCAGUACCUACCAGUUGUUCAUCACACUGGGCAUCUUCGUUGCCAAUUGCAUCAACUUUGGUACUGAGACGCGUCCCGAUACCUCAUCGUGGCGUAUCCCAUUGGGCAUCACCUAUUUCUGGGCUUUAGUUCUCGGCAUCGGGAUGCUCUUCUUCCCCGAAAGUCCUCGCUACGACUACCGUCAUAACAAGGUGGAAACUGCCAUCGAGAACCUCUCCAAAAUCUACGGCGUUCCCAAAAAUCAUCGCGCGCUGCAUAUCGAAUUUGAAGAGAUCAAACAAAAAUACGAGGAAGAGGUUCGCAAUGGAGUAGUUACUUGGAAGAUGCUCUUCAAAGCUCCGACCAUGUCUUACCGUGUUGCGGUAGGAGUUGCACUCCAAGCACUUCAGCAGCUUACCGGCGCCAAUUACUUCUUCUACUAUGGUACCACGGUCUUCCAAGGUGCCGGCAUUCAAAACAGCUACGUAACGCAAAUGAUCCUUGGUGGAGUAAACUUCGGCAGCACCUUCCUCGGUCUCUAUCUUAUUGAGCAUUACGGUCGUCGUCGCUCCCUCAUCGUUGGGGCUCUAUGGAUGUUCGUCUGCUUCAUGGUCUUCGCCUCAGUAGGCCACUUUUCUCUUGAUCGCCAAAAUCCUGAGAACACUCAUUCCGCUGGCGUGGCAAUGGUGGUCUUCGCCUGCCUCUUCAUCCUGGGCUUUGCCAGUACAUGGGGCCCAAUGGUAUGGACCAUCGUUGCAGAAUUAUACCCUUCACAAUACCGUGCGCGAGGAAUGUCUCUAGCCACCGCGUCGAAUUGGCUCUGGAAUUUCUUGUUGGCUUUCUUCACGCCUUUCAUUACCAGUGCGAUCGACUUCCGGUACGGUUACGUCUUUGCCGGAUGUCUCUUCCUGGCUGCAGGGCUUGUCUACUUUGCUGUCAUUGAGGGACAGGGUCGUACUCUGGAGGAGAUUGAUACGAUGUAUCUCAUGCACGUGAAGCCGUGGAACAGUUCAAAGUUUCAGUUCCCGGCCGAUCCGGCGGUUAUUCGAGGGUCGUUUGAUAAGGGAGAUGGGACUGCUGGUGCUUCAGCUCAUAUUCCCGAUGCUACUACUGAGUUGCAGGAGGAUGGGCAUGCUGUGCCACAGACCCAGUCUGGUAGGGUACCCGAGUCACAGGGAACACGAACGGAUCUAUAG
Penicillium pulvis is the source of this 1743-nucleotide messenger RNA. Its product is annotated as sugar porter family MFS transporter. Gene Ontology annotation, cellular component: plasma membrane. Bases 1 to 1743 code for a protein of 580 amino acids. The transcript has 2 exons. Gene Ontology annotation, biological process: transmembrane transport; carbohydrate transport. The record is from RefSeq and is a predicted model, not a curated record. Lineage: Eukaryota; Fungi; Ascomycota; Eurotiomycetes; Eurotiales; Aspergillaceae. Gene Ontology annotation, molecular function: carbohydrate:proton symporter activity.